Molecule: messenger RNA, 1092 nt
Organism: Diuraphis noxia (Russian wheat aphid)
Lineage: Eukaryota; Metazoa; Arthropoda; Insecta; Hemiptera; Aphididae
Cellular component (GO): intracellular membrane-bounded organelle
Source: RefSeq, a predicted model, not a curated record
ACAUCUAAAAUCAUUUCUAAUAUCCUUGUUGUGGAACAUUAAUUUGAACAAGUACAGAAAACAGACUGAAUUCAUAUCAUUCUAUUCCGAUUCAGUGAAGUUUUGAACCGGAGAACUAAAGAAAAUCUACUCUGCGUCGUUAUUGUAAUAUAAUAUAUAUCUUAACCGUGAUAAUAAAGAAGUAAUUUGUAAUUUUAGUGUGCCCUGGCACAUUGAAAAGAUACCUAUCGAUUCAGAGUUUUUGCCUAACCUAAAUGAAUAUAUUAGAAAAGGCUAUGGAACAAUUUCUAAUUGAAAAACCUUACGAAGAAGUUUGUGAAUUACAAUUUGAAAAUCCAGACAAUGAAAUAAUAAUAGAAAUAUCCGACGAUGGAAUUUGUGAAGAAUUUCAAAUUGAAAAACCUGCUGAAAGAAUUUGUGAAAAUUUACAGAUUGAGAACCCUGACAAUGAAAUAGUAAUUAUCUCCGAUGAUGAAAUAAUUGAAAUCCUCGACGACGACGACGACGACGAUGUUAUUGAAKUUAUAAACCUCGUUGACGAYGAUGACGWUGUCAACAACUACAACAAUGAUGACUACAACCAAAAUGACGACAACGAAGACGGCUACUAUGAUGAAAUAGAAAUUUAUGAUUCCAAUGAUGAAUUAGAAAUUGAAAAAACUGACGGAAAAGGUUCUAAAUCAAAAACUAAUAAUUAUGACGAUGGAUUUUGUGAGUCAGAAGUUGAACACAAUGAUGGAGAUUGUGAUUGCAAUGAUGUAGAAUGUGUUGGGUGCUUUUGGCCCUGUGAAUCUUGCUCGUCAAACAAAUGUGGACAUCAAUGCCGUGUCAAUCGUGAUUGGAAAUAUCAAGCGUGGCAAAGACAGGGAAGGAAGAGUUUUUAAAUUAUCUAUAAUUUGUAUAUUGGAAAUAUAACUAAGUACAAUCUUACUGUUUAAUAAUAUUGUAAAUAAAUUUUAUAUUUUUAUCAUUCAAUAAAUUUUUGUUAGAAUAACUGAAUUUACUGAAUACAUCUUGGAGUUUUAUUCAAACAUAUAAUUGUAUAAUGCAUAAUUUUAAGCAUUUCAAGUUUUUAGUGUUAUUUGUGUUACA